AAAGCAACAAAAAGGACAAAGGAGAAGGUUGAAAUUGUGAAAAGAAACCUAACUAGGUUCUUUUGUUUGCAGACUUCUCCCUGUUUGCUGCUGCAACAAUGAGUGGGAAAUCCCUUCUCUUAAAGGUCAUCCUCUUGGGUGAUGGCGGAGUUGGGAAAAGCUCACUUAUGAACCGUUAUGUAACCAACAAAUUCGACUCCCAGGCUUUUCACACGAUAGGGGUAGAGUUCUUAAAUCGAGAUCUGGAGGUAGAUGGACGCUUUGUGACCCUUCAGAUCUGGGACACUGCGGGCCAGGAACGUUUCAAGAGCCUUAGAACACCAUUCUACAGGGGAGCCGACUGCUGCCUGCUGACCUUCAGUGUGGAUGACCGGCAGAGCUUUGAGAACCUUGGUAACUGGCAAAAAGAAUUCAUCUACUAUGCAGAUGUAAAGGACCCAGAUCAUUUCCCCUUUGUGGUUUUGGGUAACAAGGUAGACAAAGAGGAUAGGCAAGUGACGACUGAGGAGGCACAAGCCUGGUGCCUGGAGAAUGGAAACUACCCUUAUCUAGAAACAAGUGCCAAAGAUGAUACUAAUGUGACAGUGGCCUUUGAAGAAGCUGUUAGGCAGGUGUUGGCUGUAGAGGAACAGUUGGAACAUUGUAUGUUAGGUCACACCAUUGAUUUGAACAGUGGCUCCAAAGCAAGUUCUUCUUGUUGUUAGAUGUAGGGACUACAUCUUGACAAGUGUGCACUAAGUUGGUCAGUUUGUAAUGUAAAAACGACUGUGCUCUCUGAUAGUAUGCACACACAAACACACACAUACACACAUACACACACAUGCACACACAUGCACACACAUGCACACACAUGCACACACAUGUAUAUGGAAGCACGUGCAC
Messenger RNA from Arvicanthis niloticus (Nile rat), 882 nucleotides. It is a transcript of the gene Rab9b, whose product is annotated as RAB9B, member RAS oncogene family. Gene Ontology annotation, molecular function: GTPase activity; GTP binding. The record is from RefSeq and is a predicted model, not a curated record. NCBI's taxonomy places the organism in Eukaryota, Metazoa, Chordata, Mammalia, Rodentia, Muridae. Gene Ontology annotation, biological process: Rab protein signal transduction; retrograde transport, endosome to Golgi. Gene Ontology annotation, cellular component: late endosome; phagocytic vesicle; lysosome.